Messenger RNA from Sycon ciliatum, 3724 nucleotides. RefSeq names its product radial spoke head 10 homolog B-like. The record is from RefSeq and is a predicted model, not a curated record. The transcript is spliced from 19 exons. Bases 465 to 2987 code for a protein of 840 amino acids. Lineage: Eukaryota; Metazoa; Porifera; Calcarea; Leucosolenida; Sycettidae.
UUGCCUUUGCCUUUGGCCUUUGGCUUUGGGUUCGUACGACUUCCUCUCACUGAUCGACCCUGACAUAGUGACAAGAGACUGAGAGUGGGAUGAGAGCGCGGUGAAACGGACUUGAAGACCAAUGAUUUUAUGUACGAAAAGUACUGAGAUCCUCUGACCAAAGGAAAUGCACCCGAACAUGGCUUUGUGAACGAAACUAUUUACAAUUAUUUUAGUCCACGUACAUGUAACGACGUGGUGUAUCUACCUCGCUACCGAAUACAGCUCAAGGCUGCUUGGCAUCUGUCCAGAGCUUCAAAAGUGCGAGACCAGGUCUGAGGAUCUGCGAGGAGUGGGGCCGCGAGAACUACCCAGAUUGGCAAUUGCUACUGGAAACGCCAUAGAGCGGUAGAAACCUUCAGAACUGACCUGGAGUGGAGAGGAUAUUGUUGCCGUCAUACUUCACCCCCAGUGCCGAUACCGCUAUGCUGGCUCGACGAGCGGCUGACAUGAGCGCAGACGUUGAAGGAUUUCGCCGUGCCGCUAGUGCAGGUGGUCGAGCACCGCUGUGUGAUGAAGACUAUCUUGAACCAGCCCUUGGUGCAGUGCUUGUGCAGAGAUAUCAAGGUGGUCGCAAUGUAGGUGGCUUUUUCCACGGUCGUGGCACAGCAGAGCUACAUGGAGGCCAUACAUACCAGGGUCAAUUUCAGAAUGGCUACAUACACGGCAAGGGACUGCUGACAUUUGCUAGUGGUAUCAAGCUGGAUGGUGAGUUUGUCAACAACAAGCCAGAUGGGUUUGCAAGUAUAUUCUACCCGGAUGGAAGUGAAUACAAAGGGAACAUUGUGAACGGCACUCGGCAUGGUAGCGGAGUGUACGUUCAUGAACCGUCCAAGACACUCUUCAAGGGUGACUGGGUGAAUGGUGUGCGUACUGGCAAGGGUCGUAUGGUCUACUGUUACGCUCCAAUGGAGUCGUAUGAUGGAGACUGGACAGACAAUGUGAGGAACGGACAUGGAAAACAAAUCUACAAGUCUGGGAAUACCUAUGAAGGCAACUGGGUCAAUGGCUGCCGUACUGGCCAUGGCUGUUUCACCUGGACUGCGCGGUCCGAGCGCUACACUGGCCAGUGGAAGAAUGGUAUUAUGCAUGGGCAUGGAGAACAUCGAUGGAUGAAGCGUACCUCUCUUGAUCAUCCUAUCCAAACGCAUUAUGUCGGAGAUUUCGUGGAAGGAAUACGGCAAGGACAUGGCACGAUGUCCUAUUCGAAUGGAAUGGAGUACAGCGGCAGUUGGGAGAACAACCUCAAACAUGGCAAAGGCACAAUCACAUCAACCAAUGGCGUCAAAUUCAGCGGUUUGUUUGAAAACAACAUUUUCAGCGGAGUCCUUCCAAAGGAAGUGUUACGGCAGAUGGGAGGCGAAAAUGGAAGUGGAGAAGUCCAAGGUGCCAGAAUUGGACGCGAAGAUGCAGCGCUGAUGUUGCUUCUAGGUGACAUUGGCGGCCAUAGCUGUGACGACGUGGACGCAACUCGCACGUAUAACUAUGUUGUUGAGCAGGAGCUGCUGGCGGGAAUCAGUGAAGAUGAGCGACAUGACCACCUCCUGGAGGUGCACAAUGCGCUGCUAAAGUACAUUGACAGGCUGGAGGCGGCAUACGCAUACUACAACUCUAUUGGAAAGGACACUGACGAGGUGGAGGAAUCACAGAUCAUGACACGUAGCCAGUUCUGGGUGCUGUGUGAAGAUUUACAGCUGUACCGUGACGACUACACGUUCGCGCAGGUUGAUCGCAUCAUCGGCAAGGGUCUCAUAGAGGGAAAAUCCCUGCAUGACCCCAACUACUGUGUCCCAUUCCGGCUAUUCUUGCAGUGGAUAACGUUCUUAGCAUUUGAUCUCUACAAAGAAGAUCCUAAAGUCCAAGCUGCUCGGUAUCCACUUGCUGUCUGUGUGAGCAAGUUUGUGAGGAAUGACCUCGGCCAGUGUGCUUGCCAGCAUCAGAGUCUUGUUUACCAGCGUCCGGAGUUGCUGCAUGCCAUCCUGCCAUACAGAUCUCUCUGUUAUGACUUCUACACGGCACUGUGCUCAAUGGACGUUAUGUUUCAGCGGCCUCGUCCGGUGAUUGAAGGCGAAGAGCAACUGCCCACGGCCAGCGAUUUCAUGAUGAUGUUGAAGACACUGAAGCUGUACAGUGGCCGGAUCACGCAUCCGGUGGCAUGCGACGCCAUCGCCACGACCAGCCCGAAUGCGCACCACGCCGACACCGUCGCAAAUAUGGAGCACGAGAUCACCUACCAUCAGGUGUUCACAGCACUGGCGCUCUGCUCCGUACACGGUGACGACCCUCCGGCAGGUUCACGCUGCGUGUCGGCGAACGUUGUCUCCAAAUCGAGUGUCGCCGCGGUCGAAUCUGAAAAAGUGUCCGAAGUAGCCGUCGCCGUGGAUCGCUUCGCUCAGCUCUUUCAGGCACAAUCGCGUGGCGCUGGUGACAGUGAUGGCAGUCAGGCUAGCCUUGAUGGUGCUCCGUCACGACUGUCAGCCACGCCCAGUCAAACGGGAACCAGCACUGGCUCGCACACAUCACUCGGCAGUCAGCAACAGCAGCAGCAACAACAAGUACGUGGACGCAAAUCAGGUGCAGCAAGUAUGGAGGGCCCAGUGGCUGAGGUGGUAACGGAGACCAAUCUGGAGUCUAGCUCGACUGGCUCGUUGCGAGCGACGUCUCGCCCAGAGUCGCAGCCCGAUUCACGGCCCGGCUCACAGCCAGGCUCGCGACCCAGCUCGCGGCCCGGCUCUGGCAAAUCAAGUGAACGCUCACAGUCUGCCACCAGUGACAAAGGUGGCACCCAUGGGUCACAGCAUGAACUCGCCCAAGAUUCCUAUGAAAAGGAGAUGGCAAAGCUGAGUGGUCGACUCGAGUAUUUCUUCAGAGCGAAGCUGACCCCGGCGUUUGCAGCAUGGCAAGCCGGGAACUCGCAAGCAGACAGCACGAGUCAGGUGCAGCCAUGAUGACUGUAAUGGUUGCAGUCUUGGUGGUGUGACACGUCAAACAAAACGCCCGCUGUGCUUGUUUCACCUGCGCACUGCUCUCCAUUUCAUGUCGUGGUGUGCACAUGCCCAAGGCUAGUCGGCUCUGACGGUGCUGCGGAUGGUGUACUCGAAGUGCAUGCAGAAUACUUUAUGUACCCUUGAUUUGAACCCUUGAGGCUUUCUCGUUUGCCAUCCACUUCAUACAUGUAUUGACAAUCGAUAAUGAUGGAAUAUCAUUUGUGUGAUCUUGGAGACUCUCAACUUGACUGACAUGAACAUAAUUGCUUGGGGAACGUUGUCCAGGUGCAAAUAAGCAAAGCAGCUAUUUGAAUCUGUUUGGGUUUGGCUUUCACCCCUAUCUCGUGUCUUUGCCAGGCCUUGGUGGGAUAUCAAUCUGUUGCAGUCGUGCAUGCAUUAUUAUUGUAGCGAAGUGGUAGUACUUGAUCGCCGGGUCACUGAUGUGCCCAUGAAUGUUAUGUACUUUUAAGUACAUAACAAACAAUGUACAUGUACUCAAUGCUGCAGACAACUAUAUGUAUAUUGUAUGUCUGCUUGAACUUUCAGCCAAUGUGGCCUGACUUCAAUGCGUAAUAUACUUGUGUGUGCGGAGGUUUCCUAGUGCUCCCGUUGCGAAGAGUUUACUCAGUCAUCAGAAUUAUGUCCAUUGAAAAUUAAUUCAGUCUUCCUCGUCAAAGAGGAAGUUCCCUUUUGAUACA